Molecule: messenger RNA, 3336 nt
Organism: Girardinichthys multiradiatus
Lineage: Eukaryota; Metazoa; Chordata; Actinopteri; Cyprinodontiformes; Goodeidae
Gene: fam110c
Product: family with sequence similarity 110 member C
Exons: 2
Coding region: 186-1193 (335 amino acids)
Source: RefSeq, a predicted model, not a curated record
UAUUUCUCCACAGGAUGGGUGGGGUGAAGGCAUGUGUGUCUGAGCAGACAAGGUAAAGUCUCCUAUUGGGAUUCAUGCUCAGGCAAAGAGCGGGCUUGAAUGGAAUCCUGCAGCUGUGACUCUGGACUGUAAACCAAAGAAUUUCUCAAUCUUGGAAAUAACAUUGGACAGUUUGUGAGGAUAAAAUGGAGACAAAUAGUGGUACCACAAAAAUCCUUGGGAAGGGUCCCGAAUACCUUCGGAAGCAAAUGGAACGUGAGAGUGAGACAAAAGGACGUAUAAGUGCUGUGGAGAGGUUGGCUGCGAGUAAACCACAGUACGUCAAAAGUCAACAAGUGGUCAACUCCACCCAGGAGCCAGUGAUCAGUCUUGGUUCAGCUUCUGUGAGUAGCACUGGGUCUUCUAACCAAAGCUCAACCCCUAACGGGAAUCUUGUCUCUGGGAGUAACUCAUCUGUGCCUAAAGGUGUUGUACAAGUCGGUUUACCGGUGCAACUACAUUGGCCCAGCUCCAAGAAAAGACCAGACUCUCGUCUGCUUUUCAGGCAGAAAUGCGACUUACUGCGAGGGUCAGCAGUCAAUGACCAGAAACACCACGUGACUGGAAAGCUGCCACUCAGUCUUGGGAAUAUACAUAUUCCAUUGCUUCAGGCUGCUGACAGGGAAUGUAAGUAUGAGGACAGCAAGGAAAAAAUCAGCACACCUGAGGGACAAGCAGGUAGCUUCCACAUUUCUCAGUCAGACAACAGGUCCAAUGGAGCGGCAGAAGAAAGCAGCAACAAGCCUUCAGUUGGUGGUCUUCUUGCAGUUCCUGAGAUUGAGUGGAGGUCUGGCAAGGGAGUGAGCCGUUCCCACUCGGAUAUCAGCUCCAGAUACUCCAAAAACUUUGCAGACUUUGAUGCAUUUUUUAAGUACUGCGGCCUAGACAGCGAGGUGAUUGAGUCCUUUGGGAGGGAGAACUUCUCAGCGUGUUCUGACGAGAAUGUGAUAAACAUUCGCAGCGUCAGCAUCUCUACGUCUGACGAUGGUUUUUCCAGGGAGAGUGGUGACAGUGACAGGCUUUUUGAGAAGGAGCUGCACAAAAAAACACAGCAAGGCACAUCAGUCAUUGAGCGCAAUGCACGUAUCAUCAAAUGGUUGUACAGCUGCAAAAAUGCUUCGGACACUGGAAAAACGUUACGGGACCUUAACUGAUUGUUCAAUAGAAGUUCCAGACUUUUUUGUCAGAGACUGAAAUGAUCGUGACUGACUUCUGUCCCUGCAUCCCUGCACAGUAAAUAUCUCCAAAUAAUGGGUUCAAGACUGCAGGAACACGUGUUGCCACCAUGAUGUCCAAAACUGUCUCAAGCACAACUCGACUGACAUCUGGGGAAACAAAAAAUGAAUUCCCUCAAACACGAAAGCAACUCAGAUAACAGCUUAAGUAGGUUCAUAAUCUGAUGAGUGCAUUCCUCCUUUUUCCAGGUGAAAGGUAUGCAGUUCAGUACACACACACACACACACACACACACAGACUCAGACAAAAGACAAACACAGUUAGUCAAAUAAAGGAAUUGUCAGCCUUUAAGACAAACUUCCUCCUUAAAUGUUACUGUCAUCAGAUGACAGUAAUAAAACAAGAAAGUGUAUUUAAUAUGAUUCUAAGUGAGCUAAAAAGCAGGACAAAUGUGAUAAUUUCCUUAGCCAAUCCAUCACCUGAUCCCUAAGAUGUGUGUGUGAGGAAUGCGGCUGAUAAUCUGAUGGGCUUAUGUCCAGCGACCCGUUGUAACUGUAUCUCCACUUACCUUCCAGUCUUCGUCUGCUUUGUCUCUUUAACACAUUCCCCCAUUUUCUGUAUCCCUGCCAUGUUUCUCUCAAGCUUCUUUGACCCUCAGAGGGUGUAAUAGAAGAUGGGAAAAACACAACUGAUUGACCAGGGGGCUUAAGCCGUAUUACCAUCUGCUGUUUUUUAUUUGGAAAUAUAUUAAGCUUACUAUUUUUAUGGUGUAAAUAGAGUAAGUAAAACUAUUCAACAGUUAUAGAGAUACUUUUCCCUAACUACUAAGGUUAUGCCAUAAUAAGUCACAUCCAAUCAUCUCUACUUGUCAGUUGCCAGGUCCUAAAGCUGGUUAAAAAACCGAUCAAUUAAAUCUCAGUGGCAUUAUGACUUUUACCACAUCCCAACUUUAAGUUGACUUUAAUCCUUACUUAUAUCAAAGUUUUAAACCACCAUUUCUUAAUCUUCUUAUCCAGACUGUGUAAAAUUCAAGCAAAGCAAUUAAUUACUUAAUGUACUAUUAGUGUGCCAUUCAUGAUAAAAGAUUUCCCCUAAUCACAAAACAGAAUAUGUUGCCUUGUUGGACGCAGCAAGGCAAGGUACGAGCCAGACUUUUUUGCAAAAUCAAAACUAACUUGUAGUUUAACUCGUCACUAAAGUAAAACAUGUCAUAGUAAGUUUUUCUUGUUUUGCCAUGUCGUUGUAAAGUGUUAUUUAAUCACCAGAAAAUCUACUGUGACAUCACAUAAGGCAUGAAGCAACAGCUUUAGUAAAGCAUUUUUGAGAAUUUCCAUUUGAAAUUUUCUUGUCCCCCUAUUUAUUUGCCUACCUUGAAAAAAAUUCCUUCUUUAAAGUUGUUGUGCCUCUUGUGAAGUCAGCAACCUAAGAAAGCAAAGGGUAGAAUCAGUAUUUUUACAUUUGUGUGCUUUUAAGGAACUUUGUACUUUGUGAAAUCCAGUUGAAAUCGAUAUUUUAUUGCCAUGGGCGGUUCUGGACAGGGACCAACAGGGUCCAGUCCCUCUGUAGAACUGGUCCUGACCCCUGUUUUGGCCCCUGUACUGCAUACUAAUACUAAAUCAAUUUCUUAUGAUGAUAUGUACUGGGGCAGAAACCUUAAUUUAUUGGUCCAUUAGACUAAUUUAAUUUUUUACCUUUACAGAUUCACUUUAACAACAAAUUAAAGAUUAAGAUGUUGCACUUUUAGCUUCAGCCUUAUUGAGAUACGAUCAGAGUUUUCAUCUGCUAGAUCAGGCGCCUGCAACCUGCAGCUCCAGAGCCGCAAGUGGCUCUUUGGCUCACCUAAAAUAUUAAACAAUAAAACAUUGCCCUGUUUAUAUAUAUGUUUUAUUCUUUACUCCCAUGAAAAAACAGCCCUGCCCCUUGGUAAAUUGGGUCUAGAACCGCCACUGUUUAUUCCCCAGCUGAGUUUUUAUUGCCAGUGUGUAUUUACUAUAUAAAAAAACACCACUAUACUAUCCUUUAUGGAUACGAUUUUAUGGUUCAAAUUGUUUUUUCAUAAAAUAUGACAAACUAAUACUGAUAAUUUAGAUUUAAAAUAAAGGUUAAUCUGUGUUUACAUAA